Saccharomyces paradoxus is the source of this 4419-nucleotide messenger RNA. RefSeq names its product putative acid anhydride hydrolase (gene YPK9). Gene Ontology annotation, molecular function: ATP hydrolysis activity; P-type ion transporter activity; ATPase-coupled monoatomic cation transmembrane transporter activity. The record is from RefSeq and is a predicted model, not a curated record. Lineage: Eukaryota; Fungi; Ascomycota; Saccharomycetes; Saccharomycetales; Saccharomycetaceae. The transcript has a single exon. Gene Ontology annotation, biological process: intracellular calcium ion homeostasis. Gene Ontology annotation, cellular component: membrane. Bases 1 to 4419 code for a protein of 1472 amino acids.
AUGGAUAUUCCCUCUUCAGAUCAUAUUCCCCAUAGCCAAAGAAGCGAUAGGAACCGAAGAAUGCCGAGGGCUUCUUUUUCCUCUACAGCCACUACUUCUACGGCGGCCACAUUAACUUCUGCGAUGGUCCUGGAGCAAAAUAAUUCUGAACCGUACGCAGGUGCAACAUUCGAAGCUGUACCAAGCUCCAUUGUAUCAUUCCAUCACCCUCAUUCUUUCCAAUCAAGUAACUUCCCAAGCCCUCAUUCGUCGGGGAACCUCGAGCAGAGAGGCCGCCGAUUGACUGAAUCAGAACCCUUAGUAUUAUCUUCGGCUGAACAGUCUCGAAGCUCUUCUAGAAAUCCCUCUCAUUUUCGAUUUUUUACUCAAGAGCAAAUAUCUAAUGCUGAAGGGGCCUCCACAUUAGAAAAUACAGACUAUGACAUGGCCUGGGAUGCCACCCCCGCUUAUGAACAAGAUAGAAUCUAUGGUACGGGCCCCUCCUCCAGACGCUCUUCCAUUCGAAGUUUUUCUAGGGCUUCAUCUCUCUCAAAUGCAAAGUCUUAUGGAUCUUUCAGUAAGAGGGGCCGCUCUAGUUCAAGGGCACCACAAAGAUUAGCAGACAAUUCCGGUACUGAGUUCGUUUACCACUCCGCCACACAUUCAUCAUCCAGCUUAUCAAGAUAUACGACUAGAGAAAGAAUUCCUAUUGAACUGGAAAGUCAAACGGAUGAAAUACUAGAAGACGAAUCUUGCACUCAUUCUUUAGAAUCUUCAAAUAGUAGGCGAUCCUUAAGCGAAAACAACAGAGGAAGCCUUUCUGGUCACGAUGACGUUCAUAACCAGCAUAGUGAAUAUCUAAAACCUGACUAUCAUGAAAAAUUUUAUCCUCAAUAUACACCAAACUUGCAUUACCAGAGGUUUUACAUUGCAGAAGAGGAUUUAGUGAUCGGUAUCGCUGCUUACCAGACCUCUAAGUUCUGGUAUAUUAUUUAUAACCUGUGCUGUCUCUCCACUUUUGGGUUAGUUUACCUUUUAACAAGAUGGCUCCCCUACCUCAAGGUUAAAUUUUAUGGUCUGAAAGUGCCGUUAGCUAAAGCAGAAUGGGUCGUGGUAGAGAAUGAAUUUGGUGAAUUUGUCAUGCAGCCAAUUGAUAGGCAGUGGUAUAAUAGACCAUUAAGCACAGUUUUACCUUUCGAAAACUACCCUAAUCCGUCAUAUGAACCCAAUGAUAUCAAUUUGAGUCAUCACCAUGCCAACGAAAUUAAUCCGAAUGUACCUAUCUUAAUCACAUUUGAAUACAGAUAUAUCAAGUUCAUCUACUCACCGCUCGAUGAUCUUUUUAAGACUAACAAUAAUUGGAUAGAUCCUGACUGGGUGGAUUUAGGUACUGUAUCAAAUGGGUUGACUAAAGGAGUACAAGAAGAUAGAGAACUUGCAUUCGGCAAAAAUCAAAUUAAUCUAAGAAUGAAAACUACUUCAGAAAUUCUAUUCAAUGAAGUGUUGCAUCCGUUCUAUGUAUUUCAAGUGUUUUCUAUAAUUUUGUGGGGCAUCGAUGAAUACUACUAUUACGCUGCAUGCAUUUUUUUGAUUUCUGUGCUGUCUAUUUUCGAUUCAUUGAAUGAACAGAAGAAAGUAUCAAGGAACUUGUCUGAAAUGUCACGCUUCCAUUGUGACGUUCGUGUCUUAAGGGAUAAGUUUUGGACAACGAUAAGCUCAUCAGAGUUAGUUCCAGGCGAUAUAUUUGAAGUAUCCGAUCCAAAUAUAACAGUAUUGCCAUGUGACUCUAUUCUUUUGUCUAGUGAUUGUAUAGUCAAUGAGUCCAUGCUAACUGGUGAAUCUGUACCCGUUUCGAAAUUUCCAGCUACGGAAGAAACAAUGUACCAAUUAUGUGACGACUUCCAGAGCACGCAGAUAUCGAGUUUUGUUUCCAAGUCCUUUUUGUAUAACGGUACAAGUAUGAUUCGAGCAAGGAUUGCCCCGGGGCAAACUGCUGCUUUAGCGAUGGUCGUAAGGACGGGAUUCUCAACAACAAAGGGUUCAUUAGUUCGUUCCAUGGUUUUUCCAAAACCAACUGGUUUUAAAUUCUACAAAGAUUCCUUUAAAUACAUUGGGUUCAUGUCACUGAUCGCCGUUUUUGGUUUCUGCGUUAGUUGCGUUCAGUUUAUUAAACUUGGUUUAGACAAGAGAACAAUGAUAUUAAGAGCUUUAGAUAUUAUAACGAUUGUAGUGCCACCAGCUUUGCCCGCAACCUUAACCAUUGGUACAAAUUUUGCUUUGAGUAGAUUAAAGGAGAAGGGAAUAUUUUGUAUUUCUCCAACAAGGCUUAACAUUAGUGGUAAAAUCGAUGUUAUGUGUUUUGAUAAAACUGGAACUCUUACAGAGGAUGGGUUGGACGUACUUGGAGUACAACUGUCGCAGGCAACAGGGGUCAAAGGCCAGAGAUUCGGAGAGCUAUUAAGAGACAUUCGCCAAGUAUUCCCCAAAUUUUCUUUAAACGAUUGCAGUUCUCCAUUGGAUUUUAAGUCUAGAAACUUUUUCAUGUCAUUAUUAACAUGCCACUCACUGAGAUCAGUUGAUGGGAAUUUACUUGGUGAUCCAUUAGACUUUAAAAUGUUUCAAUUUACUGGUUGGUCAUUUGAAGAGGACUUCCAAAAACAGGCAUUCCAUUCAUUAUACGAGGAAAGACAUGAGGACGAUGUUUUCCCGGAAAAUUCAGAUAUUAUUCCUGCCGUGGUUCACCCUGAUGGUGAUAAUCCGGAAAAUACGUUUACUGAUAAUGAUCCUCAUAAUUUUCUGGGGGUAGUUAGAAGCUUCGAAUUCUUAUCUGAGCUAAGACGCAUGAGCGUAAUAGUUAAAACCAAUAAUGAAGAUGUAUAUUGGUCGUUUACUAAAGGUGCGCCCGAAGUGAUUUCGGAAAUAUGUAAUAAAUCGACCUUACCUGCAGAUUUUGAAGAAGUGUUACGUCGUUACACCCAUAACGGAUAUAGAGUUAUUGCAUGUGCUGGGAAAACCCUUCCAAAAAGAACUUGGUUAUAUUCUCAAAAAGUAUCUAGGGAAGAGGUUGAGUCAAAUUUGGAAUUUUUAGGUUUCAUUAUCUUCCAAAAUAAAUUAAAAAAGGAAACUCCAGAAACUCUAAAAAGUUUACAGGAUGCAAAUAUCAGGACGAUAAUGUGUACAGGUGAUAACAUACUUACUGCCAUUUCCGUAGGUAGGGAAGCUGGUUUGAUACAAUGUUCUCGCGUUUAUAUUCCGUCCAUUAAUGAUACACCUUUGCAUGGCGAAUCUGUCAUAGUGUGGAGGGAUGUCAAUGAGCCUGAUAACAUUUUGGAUACCAAGACUUUGAAGCCUGUGAAGGUGGGCAAUAAUAGCAUUGAAAGUUUUCAUGAGAGUGAUUACACUCUUGCAGUUAGCGGUGAUGUCUUUAGACUCCUGUUCAGAGAUGAAAAUGAGAUACCAGAAGAGUAUUUAAAUGAAAUUUUAUUAAAUUCAUCAAUCUAUGCAAGAAUGUCACCUGAUGAAAAGCAUGAAUUGAUGAUACAGCUGCAAAAGUUGGACUAUACAGUUGGAUUCUGUGGUGAUGGUGCAAAUGAUUGUGGGGCACUAAAAGCGGCAGAUGUGGGCAUUUCUCUUUCGGAGGCUGAAGCUUCGGUUGCCGCUCCGUUCACUUCAAAGAUAUUUAAUAUCAGCUGCGUACUUAAUGUUAUUAGAGAAGGGCGUGCUGCGCUAGUCACAUCCUUUGCAUGCUUUCAGUACAUGAGUUUGUACUCUGCCAUUCAAUUCAUCACUAUUACUAUACUUUACAGUCGUGGUUCUAAUUUGGGGGAUUUCCAAUUUCUGUACAUUGAUUUACUAUUGAUUGUUCCGAUUGCAGUUUGUAUGUCAUGGUCCAAACCUUAUGAAAAGAUAGAUAGAAAGAGGCCUUCUGCUAAUCUAGUUUCACCUAAGAUUCUGGUUCCUCUUUUGAUCAGUGUAUUUUUAGUGUUCUUAUUCCAGUUAAUUCCAUGGUUAAUCGUACAAAAGGUGAGUUGGUACAUCAAACCCAUUGUAGGAGGUGACGACGCCGUGCAAUCUUCAGAUAAUACCGUAUUGUUCUUCGUCUCAAAUUUUCAAUAUAUCCUGACUGCUAUAGUCUUGUCCGUGGGACCACCAUAUAGAGAACCGAUGUCAAAAAAUUUUGAAUUUAUCGUUGAUAUUGUUGCCUCUAUCUGCGUGAGUCUCCUGCUAAUGACUUUGAAUCCAAAAUCGUACCUUGGUAAGAUGUUGCAGCUGACCCCCAUAUCAAACAAUUUCACUGUGUUUAUCAUUGUAUGGGUGAUAAUAAAUUACUAUGCUCAACUGUAUAUACCGCCAUCGAUAAAAGGCUGGUUAAAGAAAAAGAAAAGCAGCAAAAAGUACAAACUACUGAUACAAGAACAAGAUAAAUUAAGAGAUGUUUAA